Molecule: messenger RNA, 1215 nt
Organism: Spodoptera littoralis (African cotton leafworm)
Lineage: Eukaryota; Metazoa; Arthropoda; Insecta; Lepidoptera; Noctuidae
Source: the annotation of a GenBank genome assembly
AUGACGAGUAUUAAAUUAAGUUUUCUUAUACUGUUUACUUGCGGACUGCUUGCACGGAAUUCUCUAGGUCUAUCGCCUGUAAUCCUCAUCCCUGGGGAUGGAGGAAGUCAACUCGAGGCGAAAUUGAAUAAAACAAAUGUCGUACAUUACAUCUGUGCGAAGACAUCACCUGAUUACUUCAACAUAUGGCUCAACUUGGAGCUGUUAGUACCGUUUGUCAUCGAUUGCUGGGUGGACAAUUUAAAGUUAGAGUAUGACAAUGUUACAAGGACGACAAAAGGCCCCAGCGGUGUUGACAUACGGAUACCAGGGUGGGGGAACCCGGAACCUGUGGAAUGGCUGGACCCAUCACAUCAGAGUACUGGAGCGUACUUCAACACUAUUGCAGAUUCACUAGUCAAGCUAGGAUAUCAGAGAAAUGUGUCCAUUCUCGGAGCUCCGUAUGACUUCAGAAAAGCUCCAAAUGAGAAUGGCAAAUUCUUCACGGAUCUGAAGACCAUGGUGGAAAACACAUACUUGGCCAACAACAAAUCUUCAGUGACACUCCUCGUGCACAGUAUGGGUGGGCUGAUGGCCAUGCACUUCCUACGUCUGCAGCCUCAGGCGUGGAAGGACCAGUACAUCCGACGCCUCAUCUCCUUGUCCACACCCUGGGGCGGGUCCAUGAAGGCCGUCAAGGUAUUUGCUAUAGGUGAUGAUCUAGGCAGUUUAAUGCUCCGAGAGAGUAUAAUGCGCGCGCAGCAGAUAACGUGCCCCUCCCUGGCGUGGCUGCUCCCCUCGCCGCUAUUCUGGAAGCCCGGGGAGAUACUGGUGCAGACCGACAAGUACAACUACACCAUUAAUGACUUCCAGAGGCUAUUCACUGAUAUGGAGCUGCCAGACGCGUGGGAGAUGCGCAAGGACACAGAGAAGUACACGAAAGACUUCGGCGCGCCCGGCGUCGAGGUGCACUGCAUUUAUGGGUACAACAUCAGUACUGUUGAGAGACUAGUAUACAAACCAGGCACCUGGCUCGAUGGGUACCCGACCCUUGCAAUGGGUGACGGGGACGGCACAGUGAACCUCCGCUCACUGAACGCCUGCGAACAUUGGCGCAAAAAGAGGUUCCGUAAUGGAAACUCCGUGAAAUCCCUCGCACUACCAGACGCUGAGCAUUUGAAGAUAUUACACGAUAAACGAGUGCUGGAUUAUAUUCAGUUGGUUAUGAAGAACUGA